Aspergillus heteromorphus CBS 117.55 is the source of this 614-nucleotide messenger RNA. RefSeq lists its product as uncharacterized. The transcript has a single exon. Bases 93 to 446 code for a protein of 117 amino acids. NCBI's taxonomy places the organism in Eukaryota, Fungi, Ascomycota, Eurotiomycetes, Eurotiales, Aspergillaceae. The record is from RefSeq and is a predicted model, not a curated record.
GCAGUCCCGGUCCCCGAGUCUGUUCUCUGUUUCGCUCUCCCUCCCAGUCUUCCCCCCAAGCCACCCGCGCAGGGGUUGGUCCGUUCGACGUCAUGGGGUGGCUGAGGCCCCCGCGGAUUGCGUUGCGGCCUUGUUGCGUCGCCUCUUGUUUCCGACUGCCGGGCUUACUGGCAUGGCAUCUGCCAACUGUACAAUCCCAACUCCUCAACAUCCCCUGGCAUCAUUGGAUACUCGCUCGAAUCCUCUUCCCCUCUUCAUUGGUGGCUGCAGCUGCGCAGACUGGCUCGCGUGCAACCAACAUGUUUCAAUGCGGAGAAUUCACGGAGACCAGCCACCUCAUCAUCCCCUCGGAUUUACGGCCCAGAGACCACACAGUCACCGAGGGGAAGAAACAAGACCCCAAAAAAAAAGGAAAAGAAAGAAACACGAGCAUGCCACCACCAUAACACCAUAACGGCUUCUCUAGCUAUAUCUAUCUAUUCUCCGAGCGCCUGAACCUUGACCCCUGGUAGCGUCUCGGCGACUUGGCGACUUGGCGACCGACCGGCGUGGCCUCCCUGGGAUUCGGCUUCAAAGAAGCUAUCCAGGCCCACGGGACUGGUUCAUCGGGAUCU